UCUCUCUCUCACUCAAACGAGCGCAGACAGACACACACACACCUGCCUCUCUUCCUUCCUCCUCUCUUACUUGGGCCAUGGACAUGGACAUCGAGCUGUCCACGCCGACCCAGCCCUCCUACUUCUCCGGCUGCAUGGCCUCUCCCGCGUGGCUGCCGCCGGGCGUGCGCCGGAGCCCCGCGCGCUUCCAGCUGCUCUCCCGCGACGACGGUGGCCUCGGCGCCCGGCGCGCGUGGAGAGGACUGUUCAGGAGGCUGGUGCGGGAGAGCAAGAGCAUCUGCAACCCCAGCAGGGCGUCGCCCGUCGCCGCCACCACCUUCAAGUACGACGCCGACAGCUACGCCAAGAACUUCGACGACGGCCGAUGGCAGCACCGCGCCGCCGAUGGCCCCGCGCCGCUGUCGCCGCUGAUGAGCCGGCGGGCGGCUGAUCGAUCCGCCGGGGAGUGCUAGCUUAGGUUCUUGUUUAUCUUUUCCCGCACUUCUUUUUUGUUAGUUCAGCUUUAGCUGUUGAUCUUGAGACGGUAGUUGCAACGCUGGUGUCACGGAUGAUGCUUUUUCACCAGUCGUUGCUUGUACAGAAGAUGGAGAUGUUUCAAGCAGUGUUACGUUCUUGCCAAAUUCUCUCUCUGUCCGUGCCUCCUUCUCGAUUUCCCCUGGCUUCUUGUGAAUCGUGAUGAUCUGAAUUGUUAUCGUACCCAAAAAAAAAAAACUCAGCUCACUGUCCUAGAAAGCACUCAUCAGAGAAUAAUUUGGUCGGAACUCGGAAG
Messenger RNA from Phragmites australis (common reed), 769 nucleotides. RefSeq lists its product as uncharacterized. The record is from RefSeq and is a predicted model, not a curated record. The coding region runs from base 78 to 452 and encodes 124 amino acids. The transcript has a single exon. Lineage: Eukaryota; Viridiplantae; Streptophyta; Magnoliopsida; Poales; Poaceae.